CCAACAGCUCAGCGUGCACGCGAGCGGACAGAUCACUCUCCUGUCUUACUACAAAAAAACAACAGGCUUUCUUUUUCUUUUCUUUCUUUCUUUUUUUUAAACACAGCCGAGAGCACCGCGUCGUGCCUGUGGAGAGGAUUAAAAAUAAAACACGAACUGGCGAUAUUUCUUUUCUUUUCUUUUUUUUGAAGAAAAGGAGCCAUUUUUCGGUCGCUCGCGCACAUUUUUUGGGUUCAAGAAAGAAGUCUCUGGAAAGAGAGCGCGACGUGACCGUUGAAACUUUUUUUUAGCAGCUAGCUGAACUACAGGUUCCUUGUGGAAGCCGAGUGAGAGACUAGACACGGAGUCGCGAGGUAGGGGGGAGAGAGACAAGCGAAAAAGAAAAACGGCUUUAUAAAGUCGACUUGUUGCACUCGAGAGUCGAGUUCGGAUUGUAGGAAGCGGAUUUCGAGCGCUUUCGGAGUUUUGGUGGACUCGCUGCUGCUGUGUGUUUUGUGGCGCUUUUGUUCUCACAGAAGAACGAGGCUUCAUUCGGGUCACCCAAACGACUCCCUCACUCGACUCCUCCAUCACGGCCAAGAAGUUUCACUCGACUCUUGCAACACUUUUCUCUUUCCUUCGAGCUUAUUUUUUUUUAAAGUGUUACCAAGGAGCUGGAUUUCACAACGUUAGUCAUGGACAAGCUGGAUUUCGCUUCUGAGGAUUACUACUGAAAUAGUGCAUGUUUUUCUUUAUUAAAAAAGAAAUCCUUUUAUUUUUUCUUGUUGUUUUGCUCCGCGAGAACUGAGGUAACACUGUGGUGUUUUUAAUACAGCAGGCUAUAGCGUUCCUGAAACCCGCGCGGUGUUUUAUUUUUUUAUUAUUAUUUUAUUUUUGGGGGGAUUUUAGCGCGCGCACACACACACACACACACACAUAUCCAGAGCCAACAUGCCACAGCUGAACGGAGGUGGAGGAGAUGAGCUCGGGGCGAACGACGAAAUGAUCUCGUUCAAAGACGAAGGCGAGCAGGAGGAGAAGACCGCCGAGAGCGUGUCCGCCGAGAGGGACCUGGACGACGUGAAGUCAUCGCUGGUCAACGAGUCGGAGAACAACAGCAGCUCGUCGGAUUCGGAGCCGACAGAGAGACGCCCUCAACCUCGCUCCGACGCGGAAAGUUACGAAAAAGCCCGAGAGUGUUUUAACGAAGCGCUGAGGAGGCAACAAGAUGGAGGAGGUCUGUUCAAGAGCCCGCACUACCCGGGUUACCCGUUCAUCAUGCUCCCGGAUCUGGCCAGCCCGUAUUUACCCAACGGGGCUCUGUCUCCCACCGCCAGGACUUAUCUGCAGAUGAAAUGGCCGCUGUUGGAUGUGCCGAGCUCAGCGGCGCUGAAGGACUCCAGAUCACCUACACCGGGACAUUUGUCUAAUAAGGUUCCUGUGGUGCAGCAUGCUCACAUGCACCCACUGACCCCCCUCAUAACCUACAGUAAUGAUCACUUUCCUCCAGCCACACCGCCUGCGCACCUCUCCCCAGAGAUCUUGGACCCUAAGACAGGUAUUCCACGGACCCCACACCCCUCUGAGCUGUCUCCAUAUUACCCCCUCUCUCCAGGGGCUGUGGGGCAGAUCCCUCACCCUCUGGGCUGGCUCGUCCCACAACAAGCGCAGCCCAUGUACUCCAUCCCUCCAGGAGGAUUCCGUCACCCGUACCCAGCCCUCGCUAUGAAUGCCUCCAUGUCCAGUCUGGUGUCGAAUCGUUUUCCUCCUCACGUUGUGCCUCAUCAUCCUCAUGGCCUUCAUCAGACGGGAAUUCCUCACCCUGCUAUAGUCUCUCCUGCCAUCAAACAGGAACCCAAUGGAGAGCUGAGCCCCGCUGCACACACGAAGUCUCCAGGGCCAGCGAAGAAGGAAGAAGAGAAGAAGCCACACAUUAAGAAGCCCCUGAACGCCUUCAUGCUGUACAUGAAGGAGAUGAGGGCUAAAGUGGUGGCCGAGUGCACGCUCAAAGAGAGCGCCGCUAUCAAUCAGAUACUAGGCAGGAGGUGGCACUCUCUGUCUCGGGAAGAGCAGGCCAAAUACUACGAGCUGGCCAGGAAAGAGCGGCAGCUUCACUCUCAGCUCUACCCCGGCUGGUCCGCACGUGACAACUACGGCAAGCGGAAGAAGAGGAAGAGAGAGAACAAGGCCAGCUCAGCAGCAGAAGAUUACUCGGCGCGGAAUAAGAAGCCCUGUGUGCAGUACCUCCCUCAGGAGAAGAUGAUCGACAGCCCGGCGUCCUCUCACGGCAGCAUGCUGGACUCCCCGGCCACGCCCUCCGCCGCCCUGGCGUCGCCCGCCGCACCCGCCCCCACUCACUCCGAGCAGGCCCAGCCGCUGUCUCUCACCACCAAACCGGAGCGCCACCACCCUCACUUCUCUCUGAUCUCCAAACCUUCCUCAUCAUCCUCCUCCUCUUCUGCUUCCACUUCAUCUUCCUCCUCCUCCUCCUCCUCCUCUCACCCCAGCAUCUCUCUCGCCAUCAGCUCCUCAGGUAGUCAUUCGACCCCGCCUCUCCUCUCUCGACCAAUCCCUUUCACCUCCCUGCACCCCUCUCUCUUGUCCCCGCCCUCGCCGUUCCACCAGGCUGCCCUGCACUCCCAUCAUGCCUUGUUCCAGACGCAGCCGCUCUCCUUGGUAACCAAAUCAGCUGACUGAGCCUACGGAAACAUCUCUCUCUCUCUCUCUCUCUCUCUCUCUCUCUCUCUUUUAUUCAAUCUCUUUCUCUGCUUUAAACAUGCUGUACAUUGCUUUUUUUGUUGUUUUUUGUUUUGUUUUUUAAACCCUUCCUCCCCCGACAUAGAUGUCAGGUUUAACUUUUUUGAUAAGCGAAAAGUAAAUGAAUAUUAUUGGUCAAUAUUUGAUCACCUGCUUUUCUGUGUCUCUCUCUAUGAAAGUGUAUUUUUUUGUAAAGUCUACUUUGGAACUGGUUUCUUAUUUGAUACAGUUAUCCAGCAAAAACUCCUUGUAUAAAGUUAUUACUUGUAUUAAAAACUUCUUUAAUAAGACAAGAAGGAACAAAAAAAGAACAUUCUUAAAAAGCUUACAUGUAAUUAAUGGUAGUUUUGAAGUUGAAUUGAUAGAACAGGCCGCUUUAUUAGGAAGGCUUUGGAGACUACCCCAGUUUUGAAGUGUGUGAAACUUGAUAAAUAAAACUUGUAAAUUGUUUCUAGAACA
Molecule: messenger RNA, 3195 nt
Organism: Hemibagrus wyckioides
Lineage: Eukaryota; Metazoa; Chordata; Actinopteri; Siluriformes; Bagridae
Gene: tcf7l1b
Product: transcription factor 7 like 1b
Exons: 12
Coding region: 931-2676 (581 amino acids)
Biological process (GO): regulation of transcription by RNA polymerase II; canonical Wnt signaling pathway; generation of neurons
Cellular component (GO): beta-catenin-TCF complex
Molecular function (GO): RNA polymerase II cis-regulatory region sequence-specific DNA binding; DNA-binding transcription factor activity, RNA polymerase II-specific
Source: RefSeq, a predicted model, not a curated record